UAGAAAAUGUAAAGAAUGACAAUGUAUUAAAGUUUGUCAUAACUUAUAAAUUAUUUUGAAAUGGCUUGACAUCCGAAAUAUACAAAAUAAAAUUUUAAAAAUCUUAAAGUGACAUAUACAAAAAACUCUGCAAAUCAUAACAUAUAAUGUUUCCGACUAACGUAGUUUCUAAAGCAAUAAAUUUAUGGGAGAGCGUCCUCGGUUCUUCCAAAGUUUUAAUGAGCAAUGGCUUGUCAUAUCGUGGUUAUGCCAAGAAAAGGGAUGAUGGUUGCCGAAGAGCCUGUGCCGAUAUUCCGCCUGAAAGAGACCCUGUUUGUCCCAUUCCGUGUGAUAGAAGGGGCACAAAGAAAGAAGGCAUCCUGCACAGGAUCAAACUGAGGUUAAUAGAUGGUGGAACGAACUUCGGGACGCCCUUUCGUUACCUCCAAGACGACAAGUAUGUCUGUAAAGAAAUCGAGGUUCCGGAACCGAAGGCGUUACCUGCGCCCGUUGAGGAGAAGCCUUGCAUACAGGAGACUCGGUCCGGGGUGCAAGUGGCGGUGCUCGGGGCGGACACGAGUAUAGGACAAUAUGUUUCACUGUUGUUGAAGCAGUGUCCUUGUAUAAAGAAAUUACGUUUGUACGAAGCGAGGGAUACAAGUACAGGAUGUAGUCGUGAGCUCUGUCAAGUUGUUCAUGACUUGCAGCAUAUUGAUACCAAUUGUCUGGUGCAGGCGUAUAGCUGUGCGUGUCAUGAUUUGGAUAGAUGCUUACAGAAUUCUGAUAUUGUCUUGAUGCUAGAAAGCGGCUACUUAAGUAUGGAUAUGCCUAUGGAAACUAGAUUCAACUAUCAAGCACCAAUAGUAAAAAAAUAUGCUGAUGCUAUCGCCAAAGAAUGUCCAAAUGCAUUUAUCUUAGUCUGCGCCUCGCCUAUAGACUGCAUGGUGCCUUUGAUUGCUGAGACGUUAAAGGAGACCGGUUGGUACAAUCCUCGUAAACUACUAGGAUCUUUGGCGGUUCCUGAGAUGAGAGCCAGUACUCUUGCAGCAAGAGCGCUGAGCUUGGAGCCAUGUUAUGUAAAUGUACCAUGUGUUGGUGGCACUGAAGGGGAUGCCUUAGUGCCACUUUUCUCAAAAGCCUUAGAAUAUUUCGAAUUCAGUGAGCAAAACGCUGAAAUGAUGACGAAUACAGUUCGAUGCGCUCCAGAAGCCGUGGCCAAGUCUGAUUGCAAUUGUGUUAGAUCUGCUGAGCUCAGUGAGGCGCACGCACUCGCCGGCUUGGUCACUAAAGUGGCUUGGGCUUUGCUGUGCAGAGAUGUGCCGCAGAUGUCUGGCUUUGUUGAGACUGAUCCGUGUCAAAUUAUCUCUCCAGCGAGAUAUAUCGCCAAUGUUGUGGAGAUAACUGGAACAGGGAUCAUAAGAAGCGUUGGUCUUCCUAAAAUAACGGAUUCUGAGAUAAGACGCGUGGAUAUAGCAUUGAACGAACUUUAUAGGAAACAAAAAAUGACUAUGGACUGGUACACUAAAUAUUGCAGCUCAACCCCGAACCUUGACGCUUGUCAAGUCAACUUCUUCACGACCAAAUAUUAUGAACACUUCGAUGACUGCGCUUAUGGAUCUAUAUGAUUGUUACUUUGUUUUAUUAUAUUAAAUUCACUAUUAGAGGUUCAUUUAUUGUUGUGUGAAAAUACUCAAUAUGUCGUCUAUGGUUUUAAUAAAUUGUAGUAUUUA
Danaus plexippus (monarch butterfly) is the source of this 1709-nucleotide messenger RNA. RefSeq names its product malate dehydrogenase, mitochondrial-like. Gene Ontology annotation, molecular function: L-malate dehydrogenase (NAD+) activity. Lineage: Eukaryota; Metazoa; Arthropoda; Insecta; Lepidoptera; Nymphalidae. The coding region runs from base 147 to 1604 and encodes 485 amino acids. Gene Ontology annotation, cellular component: mitochondrion; cytoplasm. The transcript is spliced from 7 exons. The record is from RefSeq and is a predicted model, not a curated record. Gene Ontology annotation, biological process: tricarboxylic acid cycle.